This is a messenger RNA of Pristis pectinata (smalltooth sawfish), 10247 nucleotides long. RefSeq names its product forkhead box J3 (gene foxj3). Gene Ontology annotation, molecular function: DNA-binding transcription factor activity, RNA polymerase II-specific; RNA polymerase II cis-regulatory region sequence-specific DNA binding. Bases 280 to 2016 code for a protein of 578 amino acids. Gene Ontology annotation, biological process: regulation of transcription by RNA polymerase II. Gene Ontology annotation, cellular component: nucleus. Lineage: Eukaryota; Metazoa; Chordata; Chondrichthyes; Rhinopristiformes; Pristidae. The transcript is spliced from 12 exons. The record is from RefSeq and is a predicted model, not a curated record.
UUCCGGGUGUAGGCCGAGCCUGGAGCUGACACGGACCGGGACUGGGAACGGGUGUGGGAGCGGGAGUAAAGACUGCCAGCGGCCAACACCCCCAGCUCUGGGAGCGGGGCGCCUUUCUCAGGGAAGCGAGUCGCAGAGGAAUAAGACAACUUUCCUUCUGUCUGCGGUGGAUUGAGAGUCCAGGAAUUAUCGGCAGUGUGGCUUCUGUGUUGGAAGAGGAAGCUCUAUUGUGUGGAUUACAAACUCAUUUGGGAGCUGGUGGAGAAGACGUUCAGCACAAUGACGUCAGAGCUGGAGAGCAGCCUGACGUCCAUGGAUUGGCUGCCACAGCUGACGAUGAGGGCAGCCAUUCAGAAAGCUGAUGCUGCUCAGAAUGUGGCUGGUGGCGCGGUUACAAAGAAGAGCUCCCUUCUGGACCCAAACACUACCCUGGACCAGGAUGCACAAAACAAAGAUGGCAAACCACCAUACAGCUAUGCCAGUCUCAUUACAUUUGCUAUCAACAGCUCCCCAAAAAAGAAGAUGACACUCAGUGAGAUCUAUCAGUGGAUCUGUGACAACUUUCCCUAUUACAGAGAAGCUGGCAGUGGUUGGAAGAAUUCCAUUCGACACAACUUAUCAUUAAAUAAAUGUUUCCUGAAAGUGCCUCGGUCCAAAGAUGACCCUGGCAAGGGUUCAUACUGGGCUAUUGACACUAAUCCAAAGGAGGACACACUGCCUACUCGGCCAAAGAAGAGGCCGCGAUCAGGAGAAAGGGCAUCAACACCCUACAGUUUGGACUCAGAGCCUUUAGGAAUGGACUGCAUCAUCUCUGGAAGUGCCUCUCCAACCCUGGCAAUCAACACUGUGACUAACAAAGUAACACUAUAUAAUACGGAUCAAGAUGGAAGUGAUAGCCCUCGCAGCAGCCUUAACAACAGCCUGUCUGACACGAGUUUAGCGUCUGUCAACCUGAAUAAUGUCGGCUCUGUCCACAAUUAUGCACAGGUGACAAGUCGAGCAGAUUCAGUCUCCCAGAGUCUAACACCACAACAGCAACAACAACAGCAACAACAAUACAGUAUGCCCGAGAGGGACACUAAACCACCCUUCUCAGAAUACAACUUUGAAGAUCUGAGUGCCUCCUUCCGUAGCCUUUACAAAUCAGUCUUUGAGCAGUCUCUCAGCCAGCAGGGGAUGAUCAACCUGCCUUCAGAGACUUCACAGCCAACCCAUACAUCUUGUUCCUACCAGCAUUCUCCCAACAGUACUGUCAGCACCCAUCCGCAUAGUGGACAGAACAGCCUGUCCAACAGCCAUGCAAGCAGCCUUGGAGGUGGUGGGGGAGGGCCACAGGUGCAACUGCCGCAACAUCAGAUCCACCCACAACACGCUCAUCACCAACACCAUCAGCAUCAACAUCCACAGCAUCAGCCAAACCAGCAACAUCAUCAGCAGCACCACCACCAUCAUCAACAGCAGCAACACAUGGCCUGUAAUAUUGGCAUUCCUUCUGAUUGGUGCAUGAAUCUGGACACUCUGAAGGAGAGUUUCCGCAUUGCUAGCAGUUUCAACUGGUCUGAUGUGGAUCUUUCCCAGUUCCAAGGUCUGAUGGAGAGUAUGAAACAGGCGGAUCUCAAUAACUGGUCACUCGAUCCUGUUCAGUUUGCGGACUUGUGCUCUUCCCUAAACCAGUUCUUCACACAAACUGGUCUGAUCCAGUCACAAGGGAACAUGCAGCCCUCCGUUUGUCACAGCACAAUGCAUACGCAGAAACCAAACCAGCACAUCAGUACAGGAAGCUUGUACAUUGACUCCAGACAAAACCUUCCUGCUUCAAUGAUGGGGCCCCCUGGGUACCCCCAUCUCCCACCUCUCAGUACCCCAGGACCAGCCAUGACAGCAGGGCACCAUGCAGGAAUGAACCAGCAACACAUGAUGUCGCCUUCCAGCUUUCCAAUGCACAGACCGAUGUCCCAACAUCACAACCCUGCAGACGAUAUCCAGGAUGAUUUCGACUGGGAUUCCAUUGUCUAAUUUUUCUUUCUAAGGACAAGCCUGUCAAUGUGACUCGGAUGUUCUUUUAGCUUCUUGCUUAUUUGUGUCGGCCAUUGCUGGCCACAAUCGCUGGACUGCUGCCUGGACACGGCCCCACCACCACUCUGCAAGAGAGCUGUACUUUUUUUUGAGGGGGGUGGGUGGGAAACAUGCCCUCUGCUUGCAGUCACUACCGAAAUGUGGAGAUAGCUGUUGGCCCCUCAGCGGUGGAGCAGCGGUAACAAGCAAUGAAGCUUUUUCUAACUCUGAACAGAUUUUUUUUUAAAUCAAAGGGAUGUGUUAAGGGUUGGUGUCUGAGCACUGCUCAUCUGAAUGAUGUGGCUCGGAUAUGAUCUAAGGUUCUGCAAGGAUGGUACAUUCAGUGCAGUUUCUCUCCUGUGCGUGGUUUUAUUUGGAGGAAACACUCCAAUAGGAAGAAACGUACAUGGAUAGGGGAUCAGAAAGCUGGCUUCUAGAUGGUCUCUCCAAGGAGAAGCCAGGGGUAUGGUCAGUAGCUGGGAGGGAAAUCUUUUACAAAAUGAGUUUCUUUUCAGAGAAUUUUGUCUAAAUAUGGUGCUGCAGAAAAACCUCUCAAUUUUUGUUGAAAAUCCAGUUGCUGUACCAGGAUUAGUAUUGAAGACAAUACUAGGGUAACUGGGGAAAGUGUUCUAAUGCUCCAAAGAUUGCAUUGCUUUGGCUUGCAUUAUCUUUGAAUCCCCAGCUUUUGUGCACAUAACACCAGCUUCCAAGUCUGAACUGUUGGGAUUCUCCCCUGAAGUCCCACCUGGAUGCUUAUUAAUAAAGCUACUACAUCUCACCACAAAGGUAGCACAAAACUCGGGUUUGCAGGUACUAUGUGCCAAGUGUUGAUGUGGUUUUAGUCAGAAUCCCAGCGAUAAAUGUCGUUUUGUGAUGGCAAAGGAGUCCGUCCCUCUCUUUGACUGGUAGUGGCUAUAAUCCAGUGAAGUAUCCUGAGAUGAAUGUUCAGCAACUUCUGGCGAGUUUGUGGUCUCCAAGUCGCACACAUACUAAAAUGCAAAGGAGUGAAGCACAGACUACAGAGCACAUGCAUGGUGCGAUCUUAUGAAAUGUUAACCAUCCCUUUUUGCUUUACCAAAAGUUAUAUGAUCAUAGUAGUAGCUAAACUGGUUACUGCCUUCCUCUUUCCUCUGGCCAAGGUGGAAAAGGCUGCAGUGCAUCGUAUCCCUUUGAGGGGUGCUGCAGGGGAAGUAUGUUAACCGAUAUUGCAUUUGUCAGCUUUGCAUGUUCAGUGGUGGAUAAAUGAGAAUUUCAUUAUAGGAAUCCCAUUCUGCUUUUAAUACUUGUGUUGCAUCCUUUUUCACUUUUUUGAUUUUAAUGAAUUGGAGCUUUUAUAUAUGCACUUUCUGGAGCCGUGCCUACUUGAUUAUUUCCAUCCCCCUUUUAUAUAUAUAUAAAAAAUCAUUACACCAUCAAAUAGUGCUUUCAGACUGCAAUACUGAUAUAUGGAUGCACAGCCUUUCUUGGUUUACACUUUCAAUUGUGAUUCAAGUCAAAUCCAUGCCUGUAUCAAGAUUAGGGCAGUAAUAACUUAUGGAAUAUGUGCUUCCUAGCAGAACAUUUGUUUUUGCUAGUGCAUGGUUUUCUUUUGCCUUCCAGCUUCUCUUACUUUCCUAUCGUCUCAUUUGCAGUUGAGGGAUUCAGUGCCCAUUUUUAAGCCAGUGACUAAGUGUGUUUUAUUAUAUUUUGUGAGCGUGGUGAUCCAGGAGUAAAAGAUGUCAAUAGACAGGCACACUGUUGCCCCAAAUUUGUCAUUAGAGGCUGCUGGGAAAUUAUGGCUAUCUAAUGGCAGAGGUUUACCUACUGCAAAAGCUUGAUUUACUAAAUCUUUGUAGAUGUAUUAGACUUGAGAUGGAGGCUGUGUAUAGUUCAUGAAUACCAAUACAGUGACUUCGCUCACUGGAGCAUUGAACUUAGCAAUUUUCUGCCCUGAUUCAAGAUGAGGAAUGGUAUGAAUCCUGAUGUGUACCAUAGAGCAGGGAUUUAAGGUCAUUAAUUCUGCCUUCAAUAUUUUUUUAUCCUCUUUAGAAGUGCUAUGACUUCUUGGAAGACAGGUUGCAAAAAAUUGGUUCAAAGCAUUUUGAGUUUAAAAUGAUUGUGAUGAAAGCACCAUUUUUAGUUGAAUUUUCCUACUCUAUAAACAGUGCAGUUACUUCUGCACAAGCCAGGUGAGCUGCAAGAGUGCUGUUCUUUAUUUGUACUUAGUUGUAAUCUCUGCAAUCUUAAGCUCUUCAUUUUAGUUUUCUAUCUUUCUUUUGGCUGUAUUGGAAAAUUUCUGACUUGUCAGCAGUGCAGGACGAUUCUCUUAGCAAGUCUUUUUGGCUCUUGCUUCAACUUCAGUAUUUUCCUGCUGGUUUUCAUCUCCGUUCUUAUAAUCCUGUUCCAGUCGCAAAAUAGUGGGAGUUGGGGGCUGAUUUGGGGUAGGGUCCUGUUGAAGAGAGAAGCAUCAACAUACAACUCAAAGGUCAGCCAUGGAAUUUUUAUUUUUUAAAUUUUCUUACUGGUUCUCUGCUCUGGACGUUUGCAUUGUACUCUUUGGCAAUGGGUAAUACAAAUGGGAAGUAUAACCUGCUUUAACUCAGUCAAAGAAGACUUAAACCACUUCAAUGCAAGCUAACAAAAGCUUACUGUUCAUGGACUUGUAGGUUGUACAGGUCAAGGUUUGUGUGUUAUUACUUAUAUAAUCAGGAUUCAGCAAUUAUUGCUAAAAUGUUUUGCCUUUUCGCACAUGACUACUGAAUAAGCAGAAGAAAAAGGGGAAACUCAAAUGCUAGAAAUGUGCAGCAUUUCUACUUAAAGAAGUAGGUUAACGUUCCAUUUGCAAUCCAUCAUUAAUUUCUUGAUCAAGCAAUUUCAUUCUAAUUGUAGGGCUCACUUAACCUCUUUGUUUCAUGUGGGCCUUUGCAAUGCAGUUGAAACAUUUUCUGCUUUUUAACUUCACUUUUAUAUUGGUACUUAAUGAGGUAAACCCAAGCAGUUUGAGUAUUAACUGGAGAUGUGAAAUAAAUACAUUUCCUUAAGCACAAACAGUGCUCAUUUGUUUCUCUUGAGUUGUGUGGCUGAGCUCUUCAGCGAAAUUGCGAUUUUUAUGAAAGCACAGUUUCACUGCCACAAGAAGCCCUCUGGUAUCUCUCUAAUUGGACCCUGCGGUCAAGAUGUUGAUAACUAGCAAUUGUUAUUGCUGUGGGUGUCAUUAUGUUCUCCCUCAAUGUCUUCACAUGCACCUCUACUUUGCUUAAAGAAUAGUGGAUACACUACUGGAUAGUGAUCAGGAGCAGAAACCCUAGAUUUUUUUUUCAGACCCUUCCUCCUCUUACCACCACAUGCACACGUACACAUCACCUGCUGUCCCCACAGAGAUCAGCAAAAACUGGAGGGGGGGGGGUGGUUUGGAGGCAUGGUAGUGGUGGAAAUGUGUAGUAUUAAAACUGGCCAUUUCUUAAGCACAACUACAACGAAAUAUCCUUUUUUUUAAAUGUACAUUUAAGCCCCAGAUAGUGUUUAGCACUUUAGCUUAAAGGGUAAAGUUACUGAGUUUCCAUUAAAGGAUUAAAACAAAACAAAAUGUUGCCAGAAUAACGAAAUUGUAUAAAGCUUGCUGUGCUGUGGCAAGAUACACUGAAGUGGAGGACUCAGCUGGUGCACUUUUUGUAUUUAAAGUUAAUGAAGGUUUUGGGAGGAGGGAAAAGAUUGAUGUGAAUGUUUGCAUUACAAAGAACAAUAAAAAAAAAUCUCCCAUUCUUGCUAAUAAGUAAGCUAAAUUUGUGGUAUAAAAAUAUAUUACAUGGAACCUGCAUCCAACCCUUCUGCUGCUUGAUUUUUGUCCUAAUAUGUCAAGUUUCAGCUACUAACAUAAUUAUUUUUCUUAAAGAUGAUACUUCGCAGCACAAGGAGAUUAGCAGAAAAGUUAUCGCUGUACUUUGACCGAUUGAGUAGGACUAGAGCUUGAAUGGCAUCUUCAAGAAAGUUUUAUUUUAACAGCGAUCAAACAAAAUCCUUUGCCAAAGAUUCCAAGCUGUGUCCUGAUUUGUAAAUAAAUCAAAUUGGAGCAUUUGUGCAACUUUUCACAGAAUUUAUUAAUUGCUAUUGUGUUUGAUAAGCCAAAAUUUUGAUGAUAGGUUUUUAUAAUAGUGCUAUCAAUCUACCCAAAAUACAAUGCAGGAGUAAGCAAUGGCACCACCUGGUGACAAGAUGUAUAUCACAGCCCAUUUUGCAAGAAAGUAGACGUCAAAUUCAGCCCUUGGAGGGAUGUGUUAGUAUGUUAUUGAAUAACUGAGGCACUUUUCUUAAUUGUCAAGAUCUUAACCCCUGAACAAGAUAUUUGACUAUUUUGUAUGCAAUGUAAAUCAGAAAUUUGACUUUUAAGAUUUUGCAUUUGAUCUUGGUAGAUAAUGUUUUGCAUGACAGGGCAGGCACAAGUCAGAUUUUUAACGUUUGUUUUCGGUUUUUUAAUGAAAUUUUAGCCCAUUUAAAUAAAGCCCUGUUUACAGUGUACAUGCUUAAAGUUAAUUGUUCAUUCAGAGUAGAUACUUACAAUUUUGAAAAGUUCUUAAUGUUUAUGUCUGUGAAUUUGAAGGAGUUUUAGAAAAUAAUGUUAGAGUCAUCUUGCCUGCUCCUGUGAAUUGAAGUACUGGAUUGUGGCAGGUUGUUUUCAGGUCUUGGCUGACACUGGGUCUGGUGACUUGUAUUUGGAUGGGUGGAUUGUGCAAGAUAUUUUUUCAACUGCUAUUUCUCUCAUGGCUGAAGGCAAGAUCAGUAAAAUUUCCAGGACAAGUUAGUUUACUUGGAAUAAAAAUUGCCUCAGCAAUACCCCUGUGCUAUUUUGAGGAAAUCUGCCUGGAACUGAAACUAAUUAAUGAUUUGUUUCCUGGUCAGAUUUUAGACAAUUGGUUCGUAUUGGUUCCCUCUCCUUACUGUUUGCUGCUUUUUACAAAUCUGAAUCUUGACUGGUAAACUUCUUUUCUCUUGUGCAUGCCUGAAGCAAUUUAUUUCUUUCCAUUUCCAUGGUGCAGCUCUCCAUCUCAGCACUGCCUUCUACACUCUCUUAAUCGACUGUUCUCUCCCCUUCCUCUGGAACCAUUUUGUAAUGUAAUCAGUUUUGUAGCUUCUGAAAACGUAGCUUUUAUGAAGGAAAUUGUGGCUUUCUUUAGUAAAAUUCUGAAUGUCAAAUCUGUACUCGGAGAACAGAGUAGAGCUAAUGUAAACUCUCAUAACUCCACUAAAGUAUACACUUAAAAUUGGAAAAAAUACUGUUGUGUCUUGCUCCUGAGCUCCCUCAUUCCUGCAUAUUGGAACAGUUUUUUUUAAAGAAGUUAAUUUUUUUUUAUAUAGAAGCUGCCAGUUGUCUGGGCAAAUUAUCUCAACUAAUCCUAUUUGGAUUUUAGAUGAAAUUACAGAAUCAAUGACGAGAAGCUUCAAGAGCCCAUCUCUGAGAGGAAUUGAUGUGUUGAAUGGCUUAUUUUUUUUUCCUUCUUCUAAUUUCAUUUAUCUCCACAUCAGUCACCCGGGACCUGCAAAGCAGGUAGGGGUUUUGACCCAUUGGAUGUGCUUUACCCGCUUUUGGGAGACAAGAGAAACCAUCAAGACAUUGGGUAGUGCCUGAUAUCUAAUUGUAAGAGUCAUGCCAUUGGCUGGACUCCCAUUGUUUACAAAUGUUGGCGUACUUUAAAACCCCAGUUAGUUUGAGUCAUUUUUAAAUGAAAUUGCAUUAAAAUGACCAAUAUGUUGUGAAUGUUUUUUUAAAAUAUAUAUAUUUUUGAAAUUUAGCUUUUAUGAGGAAGACGCCAGCUUACCUGAAUACUGCUGGAUUGUUUAGUACAUCCACUAUUUUUAAAAAAAAUUAAAGUUGUAGAAGUAAUCAAGAUCUAGUAGUUUAAAAGUCUGUUGCAAGAAAGAAUUGAUUAAUCCCUCGAUCAGUGUGCUUGAGUUACAAAGUAAAGGGCUAAAUAAACCCUCUCUACAUACAUUAUAGAUCCCCCUGGAAAAUAAUCAAUUUGUUUUGCAGUCUGCGCUGUUAGGAAAUUUUUUUAUGCAUGUAGUGUUACGUUCUUGCUGUUUUAAAAGAGAAAAAAAUGCAAAUAGUUUCAGAAAUAUAUUUACGGAAUCAUCUAAGUAGCAGAAGGCGGCAGCACAUCAGAGAAAUUUUAAUGCUGCACUAUUUGACGGGCCUGCCAUAAAGGGCAGCCUACUUUGUAAUACAGUAUGUAGGAUUAUAAAUAUUACUGACCACCUUUAAAAGGUGCAUUCUAUUUUUAAUAAAACAUUAGUAAUCAUUGAAAUUGAAACAGAUAUAUAGUAUGUAGGUUAGCCUAUACCCUUUUUAAAAAGUUUAAUUGACUGUCAAUGUAGAAUCAGUCUUCCCUUGAUAAGGAGUGAGGAAAGAAUGCUCCACUAUGGUUAGAGGACAGCAAUUGUGUCAAAGGCAAGGAUGUGGGCUUGUUUAUCUAGCAGCAAGCUUCUGAGUCCUGUCACUCGGACUCGCUUGUCUUGGUUGGGUGAUUGCAGCCAUUCCUCAGGCAACCGGUGGUUUGACAAGCAGUGAGGUCAGAAGGGAGGGAGAAUGAGGAAAAAACAAAAACAUUUUGGGUUUGAUUUCAGGCCGUAACAGAGCAAUUGGCAAGGCAAAUGAGGCCUUGAGGAAAGCAAGAGGGAGAAUAAAUUUAAAUAUAGUAACUUUUCUCAGACUGAGUGUUGCUAAACAUAUAUAUGACUUGGGAGAGCCAGUCUGUAUGAAAAGCAUUUAAAAACAGGUCUUGAAUGCAGGAGUGGAAAGGGAGACUCCAAAUAUUCACUUUCACAGAAGAAUGAAGUAAAUUUUAAAAGAAAGUGUUUGUGAUAAUUACCAUUAACAGUUGGCAGAAUCACUACAUUAGUGACUGCUGCUGAUGUUGAGCACAGCUUCAACUAGUAGUAUGUUGGGGGGGGGGCACUUGUGGAGGGAAGGUGGUAGUUGGUAAAGGGACGUUUGCUGUGUGAAUUCAAAAGUAGAUUAUUCAUUUACAGUGCUGUGGAUAAAAGCAGGGAUCUUAUUCCAAGUAAGGCAAACCCCAUUCUUCUCAUCCCCUACUUUGCACUUGAGUUGAAACAUUCAGAAGGUAUAAGCAAGGUUGGAUUCCUCUGUUCCAAAAAUCCUGAUGAAUAUUUUUUGUUUGUAUUCUGUUGUACAUUUAAAUGGGUUUUUGAAAAAAAUUGUCCUCUGACACCUCUCUUGUUGAAAACACAUCAUUCAGAGUUUGAAGUCAACUUGCAGUGUGCUGGAACCCAGCAGUGGUAGCUGUUGUGACGACAGAGGGUCAUAAUCCCUCUGAGGAUUUUUUUCAUUUUUGACUGUUGUAAAUGUAUUUUAUUUUUAACUUUGUAGCUGUCUCUGGCAGCAUGGACAGAUUUCUUGCAGAAACCAAAUGAUUUUUUUUUAAAUCAAUUAGAAUUUGAAUUUGCUGAUAAUUACACAUUAAAGACUUGGACAGAAACUGUUUUCUUCAUGAGGUUUUCUUGGAACAGGAGUCUGAACCUCUUUUGGAGUUGGCUUAUCUCCCCUUGUAUGCACUGCCAUUGUCUUAUGUGAGAGCUCCCUAUGUAUUUGCAGUAAAGAGGACACUUUGGCAGUUUUGGAAUAUAGGCUACAGGCAGGAGGAGAAUCGACCUCUUUCCAGCAUCACAAAAGCAAUGUUGGCUUUUGUGGCACAUUAAAACAAAAAUGAAUAAAAAAAGUGUUGUGGUGUUCAUGUGCUUAAUUGUAAAUAUUUGUCUUUGAAAUUGUCCUUUUAUUUUUUGGGGUGGGAAGGGGGACAUGGCAGAGACCAGGGUUUUAUUCUAUAAAGGAAUACAGAGUAUUUUGAUAUUGUGCAUUCCAAGGGUGAUGUGUACAUAUCUAUGAUGUAUAUAAUGAUGAAAUCAUUAUCAUUUUGUGCAGCACCAGCUCUUCUCUGUACUGCUGUUCUACAGUCAGUGUUUCAGUGUUUGUAUUUUUUUGUUACUGCACGUUUUAUUAAUCCUAGCUGAAAGAAAAAUGCACAACUAUCCUUUGUAUCAGUUUACUGCUGUAAAAUACUACCAAAUGUCAUUAGUUGUUGCUGCCAGUCGUGAUAUGCAUGGAUGGCACUUAUAAUAAAUGCUGUAGCUUCAGUUAUGUGUUAAGGGCUUCUCUUUUAAUGAGAUGUUAUAAUCAAACUUGCAAUAGCAGAGACUGCGAG